This is a messenger RNA of Aspergillus japonicus CBS 114.51, 1494 nucleotides long. Its product is annotated as thiamine diphosphokinase. NCBI's taxonomy places the organism in Eukaryota, Fungi, Ascomycota, Eurotiomycetes, Eurotiales, Aspergillaceae. Bases 270 to 1388 code for a protein of 372 amino acids. Gene Ontology annotation, molecular function: thiamine diphosphokinase activity; ATP binding; thiamine binding. Gene Ontology annotation, biological process: thiamine metabolic process; thiamine diphosphate biosynthetic process. The transcript has 3 exons. The record is from RefSeq and is a predicted model, not a curated record.
AUUACCUUGUAGCACUACAUACAGUACCUUCUUAGUAUACCGACUGAAGAGGCUCUCGUGACCAAGUACCCUAUACUCCGCGUCUGCACCUCCACCAUCAAUAACAACGACUCAAACCCAGACCCAAACCUCAGGGCCCGAACAAGCAAAAAAGCACGGGGACAGCCCAACCCGACUCCAAAAAUCGCAUUUGAUAACGCCCGGUUGAUAUCCCACUCCGAAUCAACCUCCACAGAACAGUCUCCCAUCAAAAAGAACAAAAAGAUACCAUGGACCUCCCCUACCGACUCAAAAACCCAAUGACAGUGACAGAGUGGGAUCCCACGCAAUUCUUUCGCGAGGGAUACCCUUCCUCCCCAUAUGCCCUGUUGAUCCUCAACCAUCCAAUCAACGAAAAGGCCUACGAUGUUCUCCAGCGACAUGCAUGUAUCACGGUCUGCGCCGACGGCGGCGCAAACCGAUUUUACGAGAUGAUGAAGGCGCGCGGGAGGGAGUCUACAGAUUUCCCCAGCGCCAUAAUCGGCGACCUCGACUCCAUCCACCCGGAGAUCCGCACGCACUACGAAACUCUGGGCGUGCCCGUCAUCCAACACAUCGACGACUACAGCACGGACUUCCACAAGAGCCUGCAAUACAUCCAACGGAACACGGCGACCAUUCUCGCUGCUGCUGCUGCGGCGGCGGCGGCGGCGGCACCAGCAGCACCAGCAACCACCACAGAACCCACCUCUACCUCCAUCUCCCACUCCCACUCCCAACCCCCACCUAAAUCCCUCGAAAUCCUCGUCCUAGGCGGCCUAGGCGGCCGCGUCGACCAGGCUUUCUCCCAAAUCCACCAUCUCUUCUACAUGACGCAGGAGCUCCGAGCCACCACUGCCAGCAGCAGCUCCAACUCCAGCCCUGACGAGCCCCAACCCCAAUCCCAACCCCAAGGGCACGGGCACCAGAACCCCGGACCAAACCUCUACCUCAUCUCCGAAGAAAGCAUCACAUUCAUCCUGCGCCCCGGCCGGAAUGUCGUGCAGACGCCGCUGGUGAAUCGCCCAGCCCCAGCCCCAGCCCCAGCCCCAGCCCCUAGCCAAGAUAACGACAACGCAGACCAGAAACAAAACCCCGAGGUGCAGAGCGGCAGCAGCACCAGCACCAGCACCACCGCCACCACCACGGCGGAAACGCAUCUCCUCGAGGAAAACGUCGGGAUCAUCCCGCUCCUGGGCCCGGCGCGGAUCACCACCGCCGGGUUCCAGUGGGAUGUGCGGGACUGGCAGACGGAGAUUGGGGGCCAGCUGAGCACGAGCAACCACAUUCGGGCGGAUGUGGUCGAGCUCGAGGCCAAGAUGCCGGUGCUGUUGACGUUGGAGCUGGCGGAGCGGUUCAAGAAGAAAUGAGUAUCCACCCGCAGGGUCGGGUUGGGGUUGAGGGCUUGGUCUUGGUUGGUUCUAGCUUCGCACUUGUUAUCGAGCUUUAAGAAUAGAUGACAUAGAUAAUGUUUUG